Trypanosoma conorhini is the source of this 1242-nucleotide messenger RNA. RefSeq names its product putative myosin heavy chain. The transcript has a single exon. The record is from RefSeq and is a predicted model, not a curated record. Bases 1 to 1242 code for a protein of 413 amino acids. NCBI's taxonomy places the organism in Eukaryota, Euglenozoa, Kinetoplastea, Trypanosomatida, Trypanosomatidae.
AUGUCACAGGCCGAAAUAGAACUCUCGGCCCUCUCUUCCACCAGUGAGGCGGAGAAGGGGGGAGGCCUCCAGCAGCGGGACGUUGACUUGUCGCAGUGGGCGGCGGCGGCGGCGGAGUGCGGCGCCAGUAACGGCGAUAAUCCCCGGAAGCAGCCGGAACACUUUGGGAUUCCGCCGCUGUGCCCCACCCGCUCCAGCGGCGGCGGCGGCGGCGGCGCUGAGGCCGCUGCGGAGCAGCACCUGGUCGCGCUCCUGCAGAAGGCGUCGCAGGUUAUCAAGGAGGAGCGGGCACGCAGCGCCGCCUUGCAGCAAGAGCUGGAUACGUUGCGCCAGUCCGCCGCGGCGCUGCCGCCUGCGCAGCGGCUGCAGCAAGAGAACCAGGAGCUCAAGCGGCAGCUGCUGUCGCUGCGGGCGCAGGUGUCUGGGGCGCAGACGGCGUCCGAGACGCGGGCCAGGCCUCAGGAAGCAGGUGGAAACUGUUGUCCACCGCCGCCAAGCUGCCGCACCUCGUCCUCGCGGGAGCGCGGCGAGGGGACCUCCUCCAGGCCGUCGACGUCGCAGACGCCGCUCGCGCCCUCCGCGACGCACGCCGUUGCAGGUGGGGGCUACAGCGACGCACAGCACAGACGGCGGCAGACCGUCUCGCUGCAGCGGCGGCAGCUAGGCGCCCCCAGCGAGAGCUCUGGGGGGCGGGCCUCCGUGGGCUCGCAGCAGCCGAAGCAGCGGCAACCGCUUGCCUCGCCGUCCUCAGGAACGUCACCCGAGGUUCCGCGGAAACCCUCGUCCACCGCCACCGAGACGGCGGCGGCAGCGGCAGCUGCGACGGCCUCGAGGCCGCAGCCUCUUUCAAGGUCCCCUGUUGCGCGGGAGCUCUGGCGGGCCACCACCGCACACGACUGCGGGAAGGCGUACAGCUUGGGAAUGAUCACGCGCCUUCGCCGCGCGAUGGCGCCGCAGCCCACAAAGGAGCAGCUGGGCGAGGUUAUCCACGCGAUGGUGCACGAGGUGCUGCGGGAUGUGCGUCGAAGGGGAAUUGACCUGAAAAUGACGCGCCAGGCGCCGUGUGUAUACCGCUGCGAGCUCCGUGGCACUGCUGCCAUCAACAGAAAAGGCAAAGGCGCCAACGCGCGCGUUCUGCACCUCUCCAUUGACAGUGGACGCCUGGCCGUGAACGUAGGCAGCGGCCACGAAAACUUUUUAGACUACCUGGAGCGACAUUGCUUCCUGUCGGGCGCGUCAUAG